AUGUCAGCACGUAGCGAACAAGAAAAUGUUACUCUUGACGAUUCCAACAGUCAGAGUUCAAACCGCAAAAAAUACAAUGUGCUUGUUCAAGUUAAAAACGAAAUAAGUGCAUGGUUGAGUCUGCAGCUAGACCAAAACGACACGCUCGAGACAAUCCGACAGAAUCUUGCCUCUAAUACCCAGUUCUGCGACCGUUUCAGACCUAACCUCGCGACUAUGGGUAUGGAAGUUAAAGUCGUCGACAAAGACGAACAGAUGUCGUCUGAACAGCAGGGCGAUGAAUACCUCCAUCUCUUGGCAAAAAAGAAACCCGUACCGGCAGCCCACUACUUUAAAAAGAUCCGUUCUUUCAUCACGCACUAUGAUGAUGAAGCCAUCCACUUUGUUGUGGACAUCACUAAGCCAUAUGAUGCUGGGAAAAGGCCAAGCGAAGAAGAACGUAAGGAGUCGACCUUGUUCGUGUUUCUCAAUUUCAUUAUUAAAUCGCUUACUAUUGUGGAAUUUUUAGAUUUUCGGCGUGAACUUCCUGCAUACAAUACCAAAACUUGGAUAGUCAAUUCAAUAAUACCGAUCAAUGCUUCCGAUUCAUAUUAUUGUGCCGACUUUAAAAAGACGAAUAAGGAACUCCUGGCGAGAGUCAUAAGAAAACAAUAUGUAACACUUCAUGGUCCUCGAGCAUCAGGCAAGUCAACACGAGCCCAUGUAGCCAUGCACCAGCUUAUGGACCUCGGAUUCACUUGCUUUUACAUAUCCCUCGAAAAUGCCCAUAUUGACCAAGGAGAAGAACUCUUUUGGAGUGAUUUGGACACUAAUUUUAGAUCAGGUUGUCGAGGUUGUUUUGAUGAAUAUCCUCCCCUUCGCUCUGGACGAGAUUUCCUUAAAUGGUUCGCACAAUGCACCUAUGAAAACCCUGUUGUCCUCUUCAUUGAUGAAUUCGAUAUGCUGUACAGUGCAGCUGCUGCGAUCCGGAAUAGUUGUCUGACUACUCUUCGCGCUAUCAAACACAUGGAAGGAGUUCCUCUCCAUUCAGUGGUUGCUAAUCCUAAUUUAACCCGUGAAGAAGUCGAAUCACUUUUCACUGCGUUUUCUUCAGACCGAAGCAUCACGAUAGAUCCCAAUGUUGUUGAGGAUAUUCAUUGGCAAACAAAUGGACAUGCUAGUCUCAUAUGUAUAUGUGGGAAAGCAAUCGAUGAUAAAAUGACUAAACUUCUCGAAUCGCGUCAUCUUCCUGUCGCCAAAUGGAAGAAAUUCUUUAUCACAUACUUGAUUCCAGAGUUGUUCAAGUAUGCAACCUUUAAGAGCAUCAUAGAUACACUGAAAGAACCGACUUCAAAAAAAUAUGUGGUUUUUCUUCGAUCACAUUUUUUGUACGACCCUUACGCCCAAGUAAGUGUCGACUACGAGGAUGAAGAUAAAGUCGUAUUCCUAUCUAGGCAUGGAAUCUUACGGUCUGGCGAGGAUGGAUAUAGCUUCGUGAUGGCUUCACCACUAUUAAGUGCUGUCAUUCAGAAGAUGGUCCUACCGCAUUUCUUUCCGCAUAUUUCUGUAACUCGUCCUCCCACUCAACUGGAUGGCUCCUUGCACUUGUUGAGAUCCCUCAAGCAAGCCGUUCGCUACUUUGACCCGAAAACACUCACAAUGGCAACAAAGCAUUCUCACAAGCAAGCCCAUGUGAACAUUGACAACGAUGACAAGUUUGUGCCCCGAGAAAGUAUAUACCAACAGGAAUUAACAAGCAUGUUGUCAAAUUGGUUCAAACAAUGGUCGGAAAUCUAUGUAGAGGCUCAAUGCUGUCUUCAAGUAAUUGAGGAUGGAGGCUCGACACAGAAAUAUUACGAUAUAAUUGUCACUGAUCCGGGAGAAUCACCAUCAGCAGCGAUUAUUGAGCUUGUCGCCACAGAGACUUGGCAAAAAGUGGAUGAACAUUACCGACGCACUCUUCAGUACGCCAAAUCAAAAAGGGAGGAAAUGCUUGUUAGUGAAAUUUGGACUGUCCAUUUCACUUGCGAACAAAACUACUUGACCGAUGCAAGCAUCAGCCGCUGGCCAUCAGAAGAACAAAUGAGAAACGGCCUGGGUGCCAUACAUUUUUGGCAUAAUUUGGAGUUUUCAGAAGUCCGUAUGAGUGCGCGUUGGCCUGUUUUUAGUGGAAAUUAUAAGAUUGAGGAGAUUAUCGAUGAACAGGUGUGUCUCACCGAAUAG
This is a messenger RNA of Paraglomus brasilianum, 2202 nucleotides long. The record is from the annotation of a GenBank genome assembly. Lineage: Eukaryota; Fungi; Glomeromycota; Glomeromycetes; Paraglomerales; Paraglomeraceae.